Molecule: messenger RNA, 1312 nt
Organism: Venturia canescens
Lineage: Eukaryota; Metazoa; Arthropoda; Insecta; Hymenoptera; Ichneumonidae
Product: ribonuclease H1-like
Exons: 6
Coding region: 160-1065 (301 amino acids)
Biological process (GO): DNA replication, removal of RNA primer
Molecular function (GO): magnesium ion binding; RNA-DNA hybrid ribonuclease activity; nucleic acid binding
Source: RefSeq, a predicted model, not a curated record
AAUGGAGUUCUCCUCAACGGCUAAUAAAAGCAGCAUGUGUUCUUUGUUAUGAUCGCUUAUUAUUAUUUUACAUCUCGAAAUAUAUUUCAGUUUGAUUAUAUAGUUGUUUCAACAAAUUAUCAUCAAUAAAUAAUGCCAUGAAAAUCCUCUAACGAGACUAUGCUAGCGUCAUUAGAAUCAAUCGUAUCGUAUUUCGCAAGAACCACAAUGGGCUUUUAUUACGCUGUAGCGAAAGGACGAGCACCUGGAAUUUAUCAAACAUGGGAGGAAUGCAAGCAACAAGUACACAAAUUCCCAGGACCUAUUUACAAAAAGUUCCCCACGUCUCAAGAGGCUCAAGAAUUCAUCGAAUCUCGGACACGGUUAUCGAACAACGGACUGUCCUCGAGUUCCGAGAAUUUCACACACGCUCAACGAAUCCUGCCGAACGAUCUUAUCGCAUUAGGUACCAAUACGAAAACAAAUAGUCGCACAAAGAGGACUUUGGAUUCGGAAGAGACCAGCGGAAAUUCAGUCAAAGCUCAAAAACGGAUCAAGACAGUUGCAAAUACUGGUACAUCUUCGAACGGUCGUAAGCCUGAUAAUUCUAAGCACUUCAACAUGGAUUCUGACGGUUUCGUAAACGUCUAUACAGACGGUGCCUGCUCAGGAAACGGUUAUUCCGGCGCAAAAGCUGGUGUCGGUGUUUAUUUCGGCGAUAAUAGCCCUCUUAAUAUUUCGGCACCCGUGGAGGGUCGUGCAACCAAUAAUAUGGCUGAAAUACAAGCAGUGACCCGUGCUGCUGAAGUGGCUCGGGAAAAUGGAAUCACAAAAUUGCGAGUGCACACAGAUUCUGAGUUUUUGAUAAAGAGUGCGACUCAGUGGAUGCCAGGAUGGAAGAGCCGAGGCUGGAAAACUGCUUCGGGAGCUCCGGUUAUCAACAGAGCUGAGCUUCAGGAAAUGGAAUCAGCACUGAAACCUCUCAAAGUUGAAUGGAAUCAUGUUCGAGGCCAUCAAGGAGUUUAUGGCAACGAAAUGGCGGACAGAUUGGCACGCGAAGGUGCUGAAAGAUACAGACAUCAUUAAAGGAUUGAAGAAAAUUUUCAUUCUGAAAUUACGAUGUAGAUAAGAUAUGAAGGCAUACAAGACAAGGAAAGCAUUGAUUGUUUACUUAACUUACUUAACUUAAAGGCCAUAAUCAAUCGUAAUUUUAUGUUGAUCUUCAAGAACUUUUUUAAACUUAAGUUUGCAGUACCAACAAUCCUUCGUGUAUUCAACUGAAAUAAAUGUUUAACAUUUUAGAAAUAUAUGAACUUGAAGAAACGUUGAAAAA